Yamadazyma jaroonii is the source of this 1260-nucleotide messenger RNA. Lineage: Eukaryota; Fungi; Ascomycota; Pichiomycetes; Serinales; Debaryomycetaceae. The record is from the annotation of a GenBank genome assembly.
AUGUUAAAAUCCUUCGUUAUUGGUUCAGGAUUAAUUUCCUUAGCUUUAGCUGCUAACAACUCAACUUUAACAACUGCUACUCCAGAUGUUAAAUCAGCUUGUUCAUUCGAUGACUUCACUGCUACUGCUUCAGCUGAUGUUGCUUCAAUUGCUGCUUGUCCAACUGCUGUUGGUGAAAUUAUCAUUGAAGGUGAUUCAUUCGGUUCAAUUGAAUUGAACGGUCUUGAACAACUUUACGGUUCUUUAGAAGUUAACAAUGCCACUAAAGCUGUUACUUUUAACGCUGCUACUUUACAAUUAGUUUCUGGUGAAUUAGCUUUUUCUGGUAACACCGUUUUACAAACCUUAAACUUAGCUCAAUUAACUACUGUUGGUUCAUUAAGUUUAAAGGCUUUACCAGCUUUAGAAAAUGCCGGUUUAACUUCAGGUAUUACUUCUGCUGAUGCUAUCGUUGUCUCAGAUACUGGUUUAUCUACUUUAGAAGGUAUUAAUGUUGUUAAAUUAAAAACUUUAGAUAUUAACAACAAUGGUAACAUUGAAUUAAUUGAUUCCGGUUUACAACAAGUUACUGAUUCUUUAUCAAUUUCUUAUAAUUCCGAUCAAGUUGAUGUUAAAUUAGAUCAAUUAACUUCAGUUAAAGAUAUGGUUUUACAAUCAAUUGGUUCAAUUUCUUUAGCUAACUUAACUUCAACUAAUGGUUCAUUAUCAUUCUCAUCAUCAUCAAUUGAAAAGAUUGAAAUUUCUUCAUUGAAAUCCAUUGGUAACUCAUUAACCAUUAACAAAAACUCCGAUUUAACUGAAAUUGAAUUCUCAAAAUUAACUUCAAUUGGUGGUGCUUUACAAAUCUCUGAUAACGACGAUUUAUCAUCAUUCUCAGGUUUCCCUGAAUUAAAAACCGUUGGUGGUUCAGUUAACAUUAAUGGUUCAUUCGAUAAUGGUACUUUCGAAUCAUUAGACAGAGUUUCUGGUGGUUUCAACUUAAGAUCAUCAGGUGAUUUAAGUUGUGAAGAAUUCAAUGAAUUAAACUCCGAUGGUGAUAUUAAAGGUGAUAAAUACUACUGUUCAGGUGCUGAUAAAGAAACUUCAUCAUCUUCAGCUAAAUCAAGAAGUUCCGAAGAAACUUCAUCUUCAUCUGAUGAUUCAGAAUCCGAUGAAUCUUCUUCCUCAUCAAAAUCUUCAGAUUCCGGUGCUAGUAAAUCUGUUGGUGGUAUCUUAGGUUUCAUCUUAGGUGCUGCUGCUUUAGGUGUUUCUUUAUACUAG